Molecule: messenger RNA, 1963 nt
Organism: Tupaia belangeri chinensis (Chinese tree shrew)
Lineage: Eukaryota; Metazoa; Chordata; Mammalia; Scandentia; Tupaiidae
Product: ras GTPase-activating protein-binding protein 2
Exons: 2
Coding region: 1-1380 (459 amino acids)
Cellular component (GO): ribonucleoprotein complex; cytosol
Molecular function (GO): mRNA binding
Source: RefSeq, a predicted model, not a curated record
AUGGGCGUGGCCUCAAUUCUCAAAUCCUAUUGGUCUACGGAGAAAGAUAAAAGGCAAGAGGUUUGUCGGAGGGAGGGGGUGGCGAGCGAGAAGAAUCCGCUGCAGCCGGUCCUCGGCGACUCUCCCGCUGACCUCCGCGCGACGGACCCCGUUCAUGGUGGAGUAGAUGCUAGUGGAAAGCCCCAGGAAGCUGUCUAUGGCCAAAAUGAUAUACACCACAAAGUAUUAUCUCUGAACUUCAGUGAAUGUCAUACUAAAAUUCGCCAUGUGGAUGCUCACGCAACAUUGAGUGAUGGAGUGGUUGUCCAGGUCAUGGGCUUGCUGUCUAACAGUGGACAGCCAGAGAGGAAGUUCAUGCAAACAUUUGUUCUGGCCCCCGAAGGAUCUUUUCCAAAUAAGUUUUAUGUUCACAAUGAUAUGUUUCAUUAUGAAGAUGAAGUGUUUGGUGAUUCUGAACCAGAACUUGAUGAAGAAUCUGAAGAUGAAGUAGAAGAGGAACCAGAAGAAAGGCAACCAUCUCCUGAACCCGUGCAAGAAAAUGCUAACAGUGGUUACUAUGAAGCUCACCCUGUGACAAAUGGCACAGAGGAGCCCUUAGAAGAGUCCUCUCAUGAGCCUGAACCUGAGCCAGAAUCUGAAACAAAGACGGAAGAAUUGAAACCACAAGUGGAGGAGAAGAACUUAGAAGAGUUAGAGGAGAAGUCCACUACUCCUCCUCCUGCGGAACCUGUUUCUCUGCCACAAGAACCACCAAAGCCAAGAGUUGAAUCUAAACCAGAAGUUCAGUCUCAGCCACCUCGUGUGCGUGAACAACAACCUAGAGGACGACCUGAUUUCCCUCCCAGAGGACCAAGACCAGGCAGAGGAGAUAUGGAACAGAAUGGUUCUGACAACCGUAGAAUAAUUCGCUAUCCAGACAGUCAUCAACUUUUUGUUGGUAACUUGCCACAUGAUAUUGAUGAAAAUGAACUGAAAGAAUUCUUCAUGAGUUUUGGAAACGUUGUGGAACUUCACAUCAACACCAAGGGUGUUGGGGGGAAACUUCCAAAUUUUGGUUUUGUGGUUUUUGAUGACUCUGAACCAGUUCAGAGAAUCUUAAUUGCAAAACCAAUUAUGUUCCGUGGGGAAGUACAUUUAAAUGUGGAAGAGAGAAAAACAAGAGCUGCAAGAGAGCGAGAAACCAGAGGUGGUGGUGAUGACCGCAGGGAUAUUAGGCGCAACGAUCGCGGUCCUGGUGGCCCACGGGGAAUAGUGGGUGGUGGAAUGAUGCGUGACCGGGAUGGAAGAGGAACCCCCCCAAGAGGUGGCAUGGCACAGAAACUUGGCUCUGGAAGAAGAACCAGGCAAAUGGAAGGCCGCUUCACAGGACAGCGUCGCUGAAGCCCCACUGUUGGCCAAGUCUUGGCAGUGGUACAUUAUUCAUCGUGUUUGCAUUCUUGUUAAUUUUUUUUGGCUUUGGAAUGUGACACAGCCUUUUUUGAUCAUUUCUUUGAUGUGAAAACAUCUUUUGGUUAUCAGUUAAAUGAGGUGGACAUUAUCUCCCCAAUUUUACAACAAGAUUCAUACUAUUCAUUUAUAUAUCUAGACUUGGAGAAUUAAGGACUGAGAAAUGACCAUAUCUUAAACUACAACAAAAUGAACUUUAAAGGACACGCCCACUGAAUUCAGGUCCUUUGAGUCAAAAAAAAUCCUCUGCUGCACAUUUUGUUUAAGUGUUACUGUUUCUGCCUAUUAAUGUUGGAAACACAAAUAGUGCAAUUUGUGCAAUUGGAGAAUCUUGCCUUUUUUUCUUGGCUCCCCCCAAAAUACAAACCAACAGAAACUUGUUAUGCACUCAUCAAAAUGCACUAAUGGGUACUCUUGAACUCAUUCACAUUGACACCUGCAACAGGAGGCAACAGGGAAAAAAAAUCUUUCAUCUUCUUUUCCAGUAGAGAAUAGUUUGUGAAAUGAUGAGGGCAUU